Molecule: messenger RNA, 5292 nt
Organism: Wyeomyia smithii (pitcher-plant mosquito)
Lineage: Eukaryota; Metazoa; Arthropoda; Insecta; Diptera; Culicidae
Product: zinc finger protein 569-like
Exons: 12
Coding region: 561-3347 (928 amino acids)
Biological process (GO): regulation of transcription by RNA polymerase II
Cellular component (GO): nucleus
Molecular function (GO): RNA polymerase II cis-regulatory region sequence-specific DNA binding; DNA-binding transcription factor activity, RNA polymerase II-specific
Source: RefSeq, a predicted model, not a curated record
CCAUAGAAGAUCUCUAUCAAAGUAGUAAAGCUGUGGGUUGCAACACAGCCAUAAUUCGAGCGCGCGCGGACACUAAUUUUUAUUUUGAGCUGAAUGUUGGGUAGUUACCCGUAUUUCAGAAAUCAUAGAACUAUAUCUUGUUGUAAUUUUUUUUCAAAUCAUAUUUUUCGAUUAUGCGCGUUUUUGCUCUAUCUUCGAACGAAGCGUAUUUCGUUCAUAAAAUGGCGUCCAUCAUGAAUUUAGUUUUCUGAAGGCGACGCUCCAUCGGACAAUAAAUGCCCAGAAAAAAUGUUAUCAGUUCUAACGUUAUCAGUUCGAUAUGCUGUUACGCUCGUGUAUAGCGAGGGCGGUGUGUUGUGUAGUUGCGUGAAAGUAUAAACCCCGGACGGAAUAUUUGUUAUAAUUGAUGAUACCCUAGUCGCGCGAAAAACGAUAAGUGCAGUGGAACUUUAAGAUAACGCAUAUCGCGUUGAUUUCGACCAAUCGUGUCAGAUUUAAUUAGCAAGAAGAGCAGGAACGAUUCGAACUGAUAAGAGGACCGCUGCGUUGCAAUAGUCAAAAUGUGUGCGGCUCAAACGAAUCCGCCGGCAAGCUUCAACUACACUUGGGGCUUUGCCGAUAAUUCACGCACCGAGUCUGUUGUCGAGAUUAGUCCCAACAUUAAUUACACGGUUAGCGAUGCUACGAUGCCAUACUUGCAGUUACCAGACGGUGCUAGCAUUAUAGUCCAGAAGGAUGCCAAGGGAACGAUCACGCAUGCCACCAACAAGGGUGCGGUGCGGCGAAUGAUCGUGGUCAACGAUCCGUCCGCGUUGCAGCAAGGCACAGCACAACGUAUUAUUACCACAAGUGGUACGACGGCUACCGUUACCACGGGUCAUCCAGCAGUGAAGAAACAUGAAGUUAUAAAUCAAUCUAAUUCUGCCCUAGCGAACGGAAUCAUUGAUUCUAAGACAAAAAUUCUAACCACGGGCUCAGCGGGUGGUGCCACCGCUUUCAUGUCCCCCCUGGGACCGAUUCAACUGACGGCCGAAGAAUGUAAUGAUAUUCUAAUGAAACGAGCGGCAGCUGCAGUGGCCGCCAAUAAUCAACAUGCCAUAACCACCAACACAGAAGGCCAUCAUGCAGCAAUUGCUGUCCAGGUGCAAAAGGUCAUUCAAGGGCUUGAAGAAGGAGAAGACUCACAAGCCACAACGUCAACACAUCAGCUGAAAAUCGAACCAACGCUGACCAUUUCACCCAAGCUAGAAGCGGUUGAAAUCGAUUACAAUGAAUAUGUUCAGCAAGAGUCCGAUACUCCCACGCCAAACGUAGUACCGAAGGAGCGGCCUUACUCUUGUGACCAGUGUGGCAAAUCCUUUCUACUGAAACAUCAUCUUACAACACACGCCCGCGUUCACACCGGCGAACGACCGCACGUUUGCGUUCACUGUGGUAAAGAUUUUGCCCACAAACACUGUUUAAAUACCCAUCUACUGCUUCAUUCGACGGAUCGUCCCUACCAGUGUCAAGAAUGCAAAAAGAGUUUUACGUUGAAGCACCACUUGCUGACCCAUUCGCGCGUACAUAGCCGCGAACGCCCAUUCGUGUGCCAGGAGUGUGGUCGAUCAUUUCCGUUAAAACGACAUCUGGUAACCCACAGUAAGUUCCACGCCGGCGAACGGCCCUACGUCUGCGAGGACUGUGGUGAGAGUUUUGCUCAAAAGGAGCAUCUGGUUAUGCAUUCGCGUUUUCAUGGAUCGGUAAAUCCGUUCGUGUGCCCCGACUGUGGAGCAACUUUUCCACGUAAAUUUCAGUUGGUAAAUCAUGGAAAACUCCACGGCCGCAUCCCACAUUCUUGCACUCUUUGCGGAAAAGAAUUCCUACAAAAACGAACACUCGCUGCUCAUAUGAGGAUUCACACCGGCGAUCAACCAUUCCCUUGUAUUGCCUGUGGGGAAGGUUUUAGAACCAAAUCUGAACUGAACGCUCACAACCGAUUAACCCAUGGCGGCGUAAACCCGAACUCGUCCAAUACCACAAUUAUAACUACCAACACGGUGGUUACGACAAACGCCCAGCAGCAAGCCCAGGCUCAAGCCCAAGCUCAAGCUCAGGCCCAAGCACAAGCCCAAGCUCAAGCGCAGGCUCAAGCACAGGCCCAAGCUCAGGCCCAAGCUCAGGCUCAAGCGCAGCAGCAAGCUCAGCAACAGCAGCAGCAACAACACAUCGAAGUACAACAAAUUCAACACCAUCAAGGACAGCAGACUGUGCAAGAUGUUAAUACCGGCAAUAUAAUUACCACCAUCUCCACUGGCCAGAGCUCCCCAGAAGCCUCUCCAAGACCGCAAUACGCCUGCCGCGAGUGUGGCAGUGCUUUCAAUAGCCGAGAAGCACUUGCGCUGCAUUUACGCCUCCAUACUGGUGAUAAGAGCUUGAUGACGGAUCUGUGUGCAUUAACCGCUGCUCUUCCCGGUCAUCUGUUUCCAGUCAAUCAAGAAUAUUCACUAAUAGGAGGUGGCACAACCGUUGUAACCACAAAUCCUGUAAUGCAAUCGUCUCCCGUUCCAGUACAAAUUAUCACCUCCUCUGGUCAGGUGGUACAGCAAACAUUACAGCCGCAAAGUCCCCCUCAUCAGCAGGCUCAAGUUCAGCAGCAUCAGCAGCCGCAACAACAGCAAGUCCAAACCCACAAUACGCACCAGCAACAGGUUCAGGUGGUUCAGCAACCACAGCAGGUCCAGCAGCAGCAAAUACAGCACCCGCAAACGGUGGUAUUAGCACAGGCCAAACCAAAAUCACACUACUGCGGUCACUGUGGCAAAGGGUUCGCAGCUAAGCAUGGCCUUCUGCUACAUAACCGCCGUCAUCCUAACGGUGGUUGUACUGUAAGGACUCACGUGUGCGAAUGCGGAAAAGCAUUCUUCCAGAAGAAUCAUCUAAUGCUACAUCAGCGACAGCAUCUGGAGCAAAAUCAACGCGGUGGCGGUCAAAGUCAAGCGCAGGCGCAGCAGGGUCAGCCACAGCAACAGCUGGUAGUGAUUCAACAAACUAAUCAGGAGGCACUUGUUCAGCAGCAGCAGCAGCAACAAGCGGCUGCCCAGCAACAAGCUCAACAACAACAACAGCAGGCAGCAGCACAACAACAACAGCAGGCACAGCAGCAACACCAGCUACAGCAACAACAGCAAGCCCAGCAGCAGGCACAAAAUCAAGCCCAAAAUAAUCAGCAGCACGCAAUGCGCAACCUGGUUAUCGCUAACCAGCCUGUGCAGGUACAAUAUGUGCAGGUUCUAGAAAGCAACACGGCUCAAGUGAUUAAAUAUGAGAUCAUUCACGACUCUUCGAGGCAGUCAAACGUCGAGUGAGAAGAGGCCAUGCUCCGUAUAACCAAACCGGAUGGUACGGAGGAAAUGAAGAAAGUAUUCAUAUUGAAAAAUGAAGUGGGAUGAAAUUUGCUAAAUACCGCUGGAAACACGACUACAGCUGCUGUCGCUACCGAUAAUGUCUGCAGUUCGGUUUCCUCACUUAUCGAAGCUACAUCAGUGGCAACAGCAACUGGGCAGACGACGUCGGCGAUGACUAUUACACCCACUGUUACUAACACGGCUGGUGGUGGUUUCAUUAUCCAUCAUCCAACAGGAACUAUUAUGGCAUCAGCACACCCACAAGCACAUAUGGCUAGUGGAAGCAGUCAAUCGCAACAACAGCACCAUCCCUCGCAACUCCAGCCGCAGCAUCCAAUUACGGAAACUGACGAUAAAAGCGGUAUUAUUGUAAAUAUAGAUCAUCACCAACAACAGCAGCACCAUUCUCAACACCACCACCAGCAACAUUCACAGCAGAUUGUCAUGGGAGAAAUAAUGGAUUACAAGGAUGCAUCUUUAAUCAAUUCUAGUGGAGGUCCCGCUAAUAGCGAUAAUCACCACAACUAUGCGGCCGCCAACGCAAUCGUUGUUAGCAGCGAAAGUGGUGAUUAUCAGCAUAUUUAUCAACAGCAACAAAGAAUAGUUGCACAUCAACAACCCACGGUGCCUGGUGGAGCCGGGGAAUAUCACCCAGCACGACAGGCGGAGUUAACUGCUAUGAUUAAAAAUGAAGCCUUGUAAUUUUAGUAAGCGUCUAACCUAUUCGUAGGUUUUCUUCAAGAACUGCAAAUUAGCCAAACACCACAGGAAUAAUCAAGUAAAACACCCUUCGAAUGUGUUUAUUUCAUAAUCAAGGAUUUUAUUUCCCCUGUAAACUUUUUUUCUACCGGAAACAAGUUAGAGUCUGGAAACGUAACUCUCAAUAACACUGAAAAAUUAGUUUUAAACGCAAAUUGUAUGUACAAUAAUGCUUCUGUACAAAGCAAUACAGCAUUGGUUUAAUUAUGAGUUUUCUCCCUGCUAGAAUCUAUACGGUUGAAGCGUGUGAGACACUACAGUUGAUACAUUAUAAGCCAGUGAGUAACAGGAGAAAACAAUGUUUGAUUGCAAGAAUUAGAUAACACCUUGCGUUACUUAUAGACACAAGAAAGUUUUAAGAAAGUGUUGCAGGUUUUUUGCCUAGUUCUAUCCUUUGUAAAUACUACUAUAUACCUACAAUGACUAAUUCUUAACCAUAGUACACUUGAAUCAAACAGAAAAAAUCGAAAAUAGUAGUACUUGUUGAAUGUAUUUUUUAUCGUAGCGUUUAUACUAUAAGCAGGCAACAAAAUCAAUAAGCUCUUUAUGAUGUUGGUGAUAAAAAAAAUUACGAUCAAUAAAACGAAAUUUAACAUAAUGAAGCAUAUAAUUGUACAUAAUUAAACGUUCGCUUGUGGUAUCCACGUAUACAUACAAACAAAUUUCAAAUGCGGCCAUAUGAUUUUCAGUUAUUUGUUUUAAUAUUUCACACCACUCGAAAACAUUUCUAUAUAUCCGAAGAACGUUGCUUGAAAUGAAACAUGAAAAACGUAAUAUCGAAUCACUAUUCUGUUCUGAAUUAUAGCUAGGUAAUGCUAUUUUCCAUGCUGGUUGAAUGUGAGAUCGCAAGUUGCUAACGACAGCACCGGUUUGAAUAGGUACAGUUUUACUAUUUAAGUUUUUCUACAAAUAAUCAUGAACCCAACGGCUUAUGAAGCUUGAAAGGUUAGGGAAGAACAAAAAACAUCUAUUUUAACAUAAAAGGAAGCAUCGAAUAUUGAUGUAUCAAGCAGUGUGUAAAUUCAUAGAAGAACACCAUCAGUUGCAACACUGGGGUCGAAAAAGUAUGUACAUUUAAAAGAAAAAUAUUGAUUUACGUAAAAGUAAAAAGAGUAGAUUUGUGGAUAAUACAUAUUUUAAUAUUGAA